UUUAGCCUCAACCUGAAAGCAGCAGAAGUAGUUUAUAGUCUUAAAGGCAGCGCGUGCCAUUUAUAUACAUCUAGCUGUAGCAAUUACUCCAGUAUACAAUGAUAAAACCCACUACGUUAGCAUUAGCUACCUAGCUUAGCUACGUCACCGAUGCUGCCGUUCCACAAGAUGGCCAGUAGUUUCUAAGCUAACUGCUGAUGUCUGGUUGAUUCAGAUAUGACCGACCACGUGAAGUUGUUUGUGGGGAACCUUCCUUUAGAUGCAACUCACGACGAGCUGACCAAGCUCUUCGCUCCGUACGGAGAGAUCAACACCUGCUCCCUGCUCCGACAGUACGCCUUUGUGACCCUGAAGGGAGAAGGCGCCGCGGACAGGGCAAUACGGCAUCUUGAUGGCAAAGAGUACAGGGGCAGACCCCUGGUGGUAGAGGAAUCGCGCGCUCGCCCACCCAACUCCACAAAAGUGUUUGUAGGGAACCUCAGUGCAACAUGCUCAGCAGACGACUUGCACGGGCUGUUCUCAACAUUCGGAAGAGUUUUAGACUGUGAUAAAGUCAAAGCAAGAUUAUGCUCAAAUGUCGGCUAUGCCUUUGUGCAUAUGGAGAGGAAGGAGGAGGCCCUUGUAGCUAUCGAGGGACUUAACGGGACCAUGUUCAAGGGCCGUCAGCUGGCCGUAGAGCUGUCCAAAGCACAACCUUUGAUCAACCAGCUCGCCGGGGGAAAUGGAGGCAAUCAUGCUGGCGGCAGAGAAGGUCUUCUUCCCCGACCUCCUCCAUCAUUAGAACAUCACCAGAGUCAAGCAGCUGUGCUAGCAGCAGCUGCAGCGGCCGCUGCAGGACUACCCAUACAAGUUCAGCAAAGUGUUCAUAAUUCAUUCUACAACACCACAUCCUUCGACCCCACCUAUGCAGCUCUGAAGGGCAUAACCAGUGCUAAAGGUGCCGAUGGGGUGAUUUACGGUGCUCUUGCCAGCCAGGUGUAUGGUUCAGUAGCUGACCAGGUGUACACCGAUAUGGCCAAUCAUAAUACCAUAACCAGCGCCACUGUUGAAGAAUCGGAUUCACAGAAUGGACCAGAUCCAACAACGCUUUUUGAGGCAGCAAGAGCCAAGUUCUUUCAGGAAGGACAGAAGGUUCUGGCAGAGCAGCAGGCGGGGAGAAAGGGAGCGUCUUCAGAAAACGAGCGGGACCGCAGCCCAAUCAGAGGAAAUCGAGCCCCCCUCCUCCCUGACCCCGUUCCGGGUUCCUUCGCUCAGAUACGACCCAAACGACGGGCCCUGCUGCCGACACCCCCGGGCGUACCAGAGGACAGCACUGCUGCCACCACACCUGAAGGGUCAGAUCCUGUUGCUAGGUCUUACACUGAGUACUAUCAGCAAAUGCACCAAUACCAACAGUACCAGCAACAAUACCAGCAACAGUACCAGUACCUCCAGUAUGCCUACACCAAUCCUCCUCCCCCACCUCCUCCGCCUCCGCCAGCCACACAGGCCACCACAAAUCCUGCACCCCCAGGGACGUACACGGCACCCCCAUCAUAUGCCGCACCGGGAGCCUACGCGCCGCCCGGUACAUAUGGCGCUUCAGGGAACUACGACGCCUCGUCAAGGAGCUACGACGGCUCGGCUGGCUAUGACGCGUCUGGAGGCUACGGAGCAUAUGAUUCAUCAGGAGCUUACACAGCAGCGGGAGGCUACUCCGCAUCCACACCGUAUGAGCAGACACCCGCACACGGGCAACCCAUGCCCCAGCGCCAUGAUUACCCUUACCACACGCCAGAACCCCCUUAUCGAUAGUUCCAUCCCCCGCACACUCCUACCACACUGCAGAUGUGUGAGCGUGUGUUUGUGUGUGCUCGCGUGUGUGCAUGUGUAUUUACAUGAGGGACAGUUUAAAGCGGGAAUCCGAGGCAGCGAGGUUGUAAUUCGAAUGUGCUUUAAAUAUGAAGCGCGCCACCCCUUUUGUACAUUUUACCCAAGUCUGUAACUUGCCAGCCCGUCGGUUAUCGUUGUUAAGAGGGUUGAUUAUAUGCGUUAACAAGUGGACGAAGGUGGCGAUGAGUAGGACAGUUAAUAUUUGAAUAUUUUCAAGCAUCAGUUUUAGUUUGAUGUUACUGAGGCACAGCUGAACGUUUCUUUGGUUAAGUUACAGAAAGGUUGGGUUCCAUUGACUCUUUUUGUUUAGUGCUGGUUUAAGGCCUCUUACAUACUCUACCUAAAAUAAUUGUAAAAAAUUACUAAAUAAAAUUGUAACCGCGUCAUCUAAAAAAAAAAAUUAUUUGUAGAUGCUGAGUUGCGAAAAAACUGUUCAUCUGUUUGAGCAGAUGAGUGGUGCCAUGUCAAAAUCAGGAACUCACCCAUCUUGCACUUUUUGUUAACGGAUACAAAAUAUUUUCUUCCACUUGUUACAACUUUUCUUGCAGUAACAGACAUUCAGGUUUGUACACACUUGUGCACAAUGAUUAUGACCAAUUUUAAACUUAUAUUUGUGUCUGAACACUCAUUGCCCUGUGUAGAGAAUGUAACAGGCCUUGGUUUGAAUUCUGUCACAUUGACCUGUUUGUAAAAGCCAGACUGUUUGUCCAGACAUUAAACGGGAGACAUUUCAUCAUUUGUUGCCUUCUUAGUAAAAAAUCUUCACCUGGUAAACAUUGAGAAUGUGUGUAAAUUGACCGGAUUGUGGUACGAGUAUGUUUCAGGCUGGUUUCACUGAGCAGAGGUUUUUCAAGCUACUGAAACCGUUCAAACUGUCUCAGUCGCAGGUCGAUCAGUUUGCUUUGCAGUGAACUUCACAGAUUCAGAAAGUGAUUUUGUGGUUACGUGACCUGACUUAGUUUUUUUUUUUUUUUUUAGCCAACCAGUUUUCCCGGAGUGCUGGUCUUGCUGUUGAAGUGGGAGUUAGUUUAACUUCAGACGUAUGUCACAUCAGUCUGUGAUGGUGCAGAUUUGAGGUUUCAUUGUUUGGCUCAGUAUCAACUUUUGAAAGAACUUUGAGAACAGGGUAAAAAUACUGAGUGGAUGUAUUUAGACUUGGUUUUCCUCUGAGUUGUCAUAAUUUACGUCGCUUGUUUUAUUUUUAGCCCCUCCAUGUAUCUCAAAGUCGACGCAAACAGAAAAUACAGUUUAUCGUGUCAGUCUUAGGUCAAAGGUUAUCAGAAGAAGGAAUCUUGUGGCAAUUUGCAUUUCCCCCCUUCAUUUUUUGUUUGUCUUGUAUAACUUUCGGAGCAUCCUGUGUGAGGAGCAAGUUCUCCGUCCUACUCAAAUCCAGCCUAAAGAGACUUGCUGGUUUUGUUUUUGCAUUUUUGAGUUUCUAAACUCCAGAAGGAUCUUGGCAAAUAUUGUUUGGCCAAUGAUGUCAAGAGAUUCAUAUCUUGAUAGAUAAAAUUUUUUCUCUUUUCUUUGACAUUUCCUAUCCUUGGUUUUGUUCCGGUCCCAUCAUGUGCCGUCACGCUUCAGCUCACAUUAGUAAACCACUGGAGAUUUUGAGGGAAAGUGGAGCUCGUUUUCAUACAAGAAAAUGUACAAUUUGCUACUUGUGUAAAUAUUUUAAGAUGCAAAAGUAAUUUCAACCAACAUUUGGUAAAAAGAUUGACUGUUCAUUUGAAGAUGAAGCGAUUGUGUGUCCUCCUAAACAGUUGAAGAUAGCUAGUAGACAAGAUUACGUAGGACUACUGAUUUGUUGUACCGGUCUGUGUCAAUAGAAGGCAGCCCUUUUAUUGGCUGAGAAGGAGGACUGUCAUACUUGUAGCAUGUGUUGAGUGGGGUUGAGCCUCUGGCGUAUGUAUGAAGCACACUGUAAAAUCAGACGUCGCAAACCAGUUUAAAUGCAGAUUCUAGAAAUUGUAGAAAAACUGUGAGAAAUGAUUUCAGUGGCUGAGUGUGUCUUCUAAAUGCAGUGCUUUGGUGUGUUGCUGAUGUGCACAGUGUAGGGCUCUUCACUGAGUGGAUAUGAGGUGACAGUCUUGGGUUGUUUUGGUUUUUGUAAAGGCCGCUGACUUUCCCGAGCUGUAGCGAGAAGGGUCGUGACCUUUCCCCCCUCUUGUGAUCUCAACAGAAACAUAUGGCUAAGAUCGCUGGCGGGCUCUGCAUCCAUAUCACACCUCAAGGGUUGUUUGACGCCACAUGUUUAUCUAGAUGCAUUGUAUUUGGGUUCAUUGAUUCAUGUCAACCGGGUUACACGGGCCAAUGAUCAUAAUCUACACCUGAUCUCGCCUGAAUGUUGUUUUUAUGACUGACAAUAGUCCUGUUCAUAAUUGUACCACACACUAGUUACUCCUGUUUCUGUUUCGCCACCUGAACUGGUAGUGCUACGUUAGGUUUAAGUGACAGAUAGCCUCUCUACAUUUCCACAUUAUUCCACCUUCUCCAUGUGAACUGUUAGUUGCAUGCCUUGUUGUUGCUGCUGCUCCAGCCACCUUCUUCCUCUUGCUGAUUAUUGCAGCUAGAGUGGGAGGGAGCCAAACUGAGCCCUUGCCCUGGACGUACGCCACACGCAGCUGUAGCGUGGGAUGGGGAAAACAGCAGCGUUAGGCCUGAAACUGCUGUGGACGAUGGGGUGUCCCCCCACUAAGGUAAACACGCAGAUCACACACUCCUGCCCCUCCCUGUAACACACGUACACACUCACAAAACACACUCACACACACAGACAGACACACCUUUGGCCACACUUUCCAUUCCUCAUCCGACGUUUGGAAUUUCAGAAAGUUGGGAAUGGAUCACCCAUCUUUUUUUAAAUGGGUGAUACUCUUUUUAUUUUUCCUGCUUUUGAUUUUCUAGAUAACAUCCCAAAAAAUGUUUCUCUCCCCCCCCAAGCAUUCUCUGCUCAUACAUUCCAGCUCCCAACCAACCGACUGCUCGAACACCAACUGUUGAGGACACGCACGCCAUCGUUUAGUCUAAAUCUGAAGCAGGCACAUUGUUGUUAGUACGUCCUGUAUCUGACGGCCUGUCUUUCAAGAGUUUCAGGCAAUCACAUCCAGAGCUGAACGUGGGACAUGUAGGUGGGAUGCAUUGUUCUAGUUUUUGUAAACGUGUACCCCAGGGGCCACUUGGGGUUAAGUGCCUUGCUUAAGAGCACGUCUGUAGGCCCUCAAUUUCAGAGUUGAAUAACCCGGCUCAGGAUCGGUUGCUGGUUCAACGACUCCGAUUCUCCCUCCCCCCAAUCAACGAUUUUUGAUGCCACAUUCAACUUGUAUGAAUAACAAUGAACACAAAUAUUAUCAUUUUGUUUUAAAUUACAUUUUGUUCCAUGUUCUUUGAAAUGCUUAAUUAUCAAUAAAUGAAUUUCAUCUGAA
Platichthys flesus (European flounder) is the source of this 5294-nucleotide messenger RNA. It is a transcript of the gene rbm14a, whose product is annotated as RNA binding motif protein 14a. Gene Ontology annotation, cellular component: cytosol. The coding region runs from base 217 to 1794 and encodes 525 amino acids. Lineage: Eukaryota; Metazoa; Chordata; Actinopteri; Pleuronectiformes; Pleuronectidae. The record is from RefSeq and is a predicted model, not a curated record. Gene Ontology annotation, molecular function: mRNA binding. The transcript has 8 exons.